UGAUGUUUUAAUAAUAUUUAACCUAGAAUUAAUGGUAAACAAGAGCGUCAAAGUUAACAAAUUUUGAAAGUACCUGCUACUACAGUACAUGGUUCACUCUUCUCUUUGGCGAUUUCGUCUUCAACAAAUCCCUUGGCGGCGUCUUCGUAAAUCUUGUUUCCACACUUCUCCAUGUCGUCCAUACCCACCAAUUUCUUCUCCCGACGUCGUUUCAGUUCCCUCGUGCUACUACUCCCAUACGAAUAACAAUGAUCAAUCCCUCUUCGAUCACGUUCUUGGAUUAUGCUUGACGGCUCAGCAAUGCAAGCAAGUUCAUGCCCAAGUACUUGUAUCCGAUUUCAUCUACCGUUCCGGUUCAUUAGCUGCGAAUUUCAUAUCGGUUUACUCUCGGUUAGGACUCCUCGUCGAUGCCCGUAACGUCUUUGAGACUGUUUCUCUUGUUCUGUGCUCUGAUUUGCGUCUGUGUUACUCGAUUCUCAAAGCUAAUGUGUCUCAUGGUUUACACGAGACUGCUCUUGAUCUUUACAAUGGAAUGCGUGAAAAAGGUCUCGCAGGGGACGCGUAUGUAUUACCAUUGAUCCUUCGAGCUUGUAGAUACUUGCGUCGUUUUGGUUUAUGUCAAGCUUUUCAUAGCCAUCUUAUUCAGAUUGGUUUAAAAGAGAAUCUUCAUGUGGUUAACGAGUUGCUCGUGUUGUAUGCUAAUAACACUGGAAGCGUUGGAGAUGCCUACAAACUGUUUGUUGAAAUGCCUGUGAGAAACCGUAUGUCGUGGAACGUUAUGAUUAAAGGGUUUUCUCAAGAGUAUGACUGUGAAAAUGCUGUUGAGAUUUUUGAGUGGAUGCAACGUGAAGAGUGUAUACCAGAUGAAGUGACUUGGACUUCAGUUUUAUCAUGUCAUUCGCAAUGUGGCAAGUUUGAAGAUGUGAUUAAGUAUUUUCAUGUUAUGAGGAUGAGUGGAAGUGUUGUUAGUGGCGAAGCUCUUGCUGUUUUUUUCUCUGUAUGUGCUGAGUUAGGAGCGUUAAGUACUGCUGAGAAAGUUCAUGGGUAUGUUAUAAAAGGUGGGUUUGAUGAGUGUUUGCCCUCGAAGAACGCGUUGACACACGUGUACGGGAAGCAAGGGAGAGUUAAAGAAGCAGAACAGUUGUUCCGGCAGAUAAGAAACAAAGGUAUAGAGAGCUGGAAUUCUUUGAUAACGUCGUUUGUGGAUGCUGGUAAACUCGACGAGGCUCUUUCAUUGUUUACUGAGUUGGAGGAAAUGAAUGAUGUUUGUAACGUCAAGGCUAACGUGGUUACCUGGACCUCUGUUAUCAAGGGUUGUAACGUCCAAGGAAGAGGAGAUGAUUCACUUGAGUAUUUCCGGCGAAUGCAGUUUUCCAAAGUAUUGGCUAAUUCUGUGACGAUUUGUUGUAUACUAUCAAUUUGUGCGGAGCUUCCAGCUAUAAAUCUCGGAAGAGAGAUCCAUGGGCAUGUGAUACGGACCUCAAUGAGCGAUAACAUUCUGGUUCAGAAUGCAUUGGUGAAUAUGUACACAAAAUGUGGGUUACUCAAUGAGGGGAGUCUUGUAUUUGAAGCAAUUAGGGACAAGGAUUUGAUCUCAUGGAAUUCGAUAGUCAAAGGUUAUGGUAUGCAUGGGUUUGGCGAGAGAGCGUUAAGUAUGUUCGAUCGAAUGAUAAGUUCUGGGUGUCAUCCUGAUGGGAUCACUUUGGUAGCUGUUCUUUCAGCAUGUAGUCAUGCAGGGCUGGUUGAAAAGGGACGCGGAAUUUUCUAUUCGAUGAGCAAAAAAUUUGGAUUAGAACCCCAGCAAGAGCACUAUGCAUGUAUUGUUGAUCUCCUUGGUCGUGUAGGGUUUGUGAAAGAAGCGAGUGAGAUUGUGAAGAACAUGCCUAUGGAGCCCAAGGUCUGUGUGUUGGGAGCUCUAUUAAAUUCUUGCCGGAUGCAUAAAAACAUGGACAUUGCAGAGGAUAUAGCAUCCCAACUUAGCGUUCUUGAACCGGAGAAGACAGGAAGCUAUAUGUUGCUUUCUAACAUCUACUCUGCUGGUGGGAAGUGGGAAGAAUCUGCAAAGGUUAGGGCUUCAGCCAAGAAAAAGGAUUUGAAGAAAGUUUCUGGAAGCAGUUGGAUUGAAUUGAAGAACAAAUCCUACAAAUUCUCAUCAGGGUCAAUAGUACAAAGCGAGUUUGCGAGCGUCUACCUGGUUCUUGAGGAUUUGGUUAGUCAUAUGUUGAAAAAAGGCCCUACACAUGAUGAGAACAAUUAUGAGGAUGAUCAAUUGUGGACAGCAUAAGAGAUGAGUAAUCCGCGCAUAGACUGAGAUGAUGCACAUCAGACAAAAACCAAACCUAUGGAACCUAUCAGGUUCUAAUAAUCCUCGGCGUUAUCUUUGAUGGUAAUAGGCAAAGAACAGCUCUUGCCUCUCCUGAGCUAGAGACCAACCGAUGUCAAGCUGCUGGAGAACCAAGAGUUGUAGCACUGGAACGCUCAAUCUGGCACUGAUGGUCACACAAAACAGUUUAAAACCCUUGAAGAGAAGAAUGGUGUGUAUACUUUAUAGCGAUAUAUUGUGUGAGAUGAUUACAGUUGUUGAAGUUUAAUGAUAAUUUAGUAAUCAUACAUACAACGUUAUGAAAGAAUUUCAAUAACAAUAAUAACGUUUUGCCCUAA
This is a messenger RNA of Camelina sativa (false flax), 2661 nucleotides long. Its product is annotated as putative pentatricopeptide repeat-containing protein At1g17630. Gene Ontology annotation, molecular function: RNA binding; protein binding. Gene Ontology annotation, biological process: RNA modification. The record is from RefSeq and is a predicted model, not a curated record. NCBI's taxonomy places the organism in Eukaryota, Viridiplantae, Streptophyta, Magnoliopsida, Brassicales, Brassicaceae.